AUGCCCCGUUGGGAUCACAUAGCGUAUCAAACAGAAGGUGUGGACUAUUACAUACCAGUUUUAUUUAGGUAUUCUGCUACAUUCGAGCAGAAAGUGCCCUGUUUCGUGGGCGACCUCACUCGCGGGCUCGAGAAAUGGGAAAAAGAGAUACAACGAUACUAUCCUAAUGGAAGCGCAUUUUGGCUUCUAGGAAACCAUCCAAUUCGAAAAUUGACUGUGCAAGGAUACGUCGUUUCCUGGAAAUGGAAGUUCAUCGGUGAAAUAGAUUACGCUUUAUUUAAGAUCGACGAUUGUACGCGGGAAGCGGCUGACAUAGCGUCUUUACUACCUUGUAAAUGCUCGAAAAGCUUGAUAUUGCAAAACGGGUUGCCGAACAUAAAUCUCAGUGGCUGCCAACUCAAAAUGCAUGGAAGUAUGAAUAAGUAUCGAGAAUUGGACGUGGAGAGUAUCGAGGUUUGCACGGGCGUGCUGAAAGAGGUGGGAUUUUGGCGCAUGGCGAUGCAAUGGCGAGAAGUUUUAGCUGAACCCUGGGUGAUAGACGAGAAGGCCUUGAAUGAAGCGUUUCUUUCGCAAGAUGAGGGUUUGGGUCCCAACACUACCUACAAUUUCGUGCAUUGGCUUGAGCGUGAGGCGUACAAGAGUGAAAUGCAGAUAAGUGGGGAGGAUCGGCCGAGCGGCACCACACAAGAGCUACUGUUGCCAAUGGAUCUCGAUUAUGUCAAUAGUGUGGUCGCGGAUGGAAAUUGGUGCGGAAAUGAAGUUGUCGUUGAAAGUGCAAAUGAUAGAGAUUCAUCGCCAGUAGAGGCAAGACAACUUGCAGAUCCCGUCGUGGAACUGGUUUCUCAGAAAAGCGAUUUUUCGCUGAGCGAUUACCGCCGUUUGCUGACAGAAUAUUUGAUCUGCCAACGGAAAAAUGAAAUCUCGAUGCUCAAUACGUUUCGAAACCCCACACUAAUGCAGGUCUUGCGGUCUUUACUACGUGGAAAGUGUGAGAUUUCACGCAAGGAAGAAGAAGAACAACAACAAGAAGACGAAGAAGCCAGCCGUGUGUUCGCGCAGGCCGUUGCCAGGUUAGCUGAUAUGGGCGUUGCACGAGUUCUUGCUCAAGGCCGGAUUCUGAAUUUGCAGAUGUUGCAGUUCUGUUAUACACAAGCGUCUGCCAGGAUCGCUGUGCUGGUCGCUAUGCGACUGAACACAGGGGUGUUGGAUUUUGAAGCUCUGUGCAAUUCUGUGAACCUUUUGUACCAAAAACCGCUGAACGGAAUUCUUCUGGAUAUCUACAAACGAGCGCUGCGAUGUGCCACAGAAAAUCCAAACUCACUUGUACGCUCAUGGUGGAUCGAAAUGUCCAGUAGCAGCACUGCAGUGGUACAUUUUGUGCGGGUCGCGUGA
This is a messenger RNA of Lachancea lanzarotensis, 1392 nucleotides long. It is a transcript of the gene STN1, whose product is annotated as LALA0S07e01068g1_1. Gene Ontology annotation, biological process: telomere capping. Bases 1 to 1392 code for a protein of 463 amino acids. Gene Ontology annotation, cellular component: CST complex. The transcript has a single exon. The record is from RefSeq and is a predicted model, not a curated record. NCBI's taxonomy places the organism in Eukaryota, Fungi, Ascomycota, Saccharomycetes, Saccharomycetales, Saccharomycetaceae.